AUUGGCUUGCUUAUUAUUAUACAGAUAUGAUGGAGUUUGUCUUUGAUAAAAUCGAAAUCACGGAGGCAGAACGCAUUCCAGCGCAGCAGUCGUUCAAAACAAAUCGAUUGCCUGUUCGCUCUGUCAGUUUGUUCUGAGCAUCAAGUCAUGCUGGUUUAAUUUGCAUCAGGAUGUAAAGUCUUUAUAAUUCGAUGAGCGAUGCUCAACCGUAACAACAACAAUUAUACGCAACGGCGCUUUCACACUAAACCAUUUUACAAUGGUCGUCAUUCCUCCAGUAAUCACACACACCUAGGGGACAAAUGCACGAUUGACCAAUUCAAUAACCAUGUGAUCAACUCGUCGGUUGUAAAUGAUCCCAAAUGGGAUUCAAACUUACCGCUACCAAAUCUUACAUUCCGUGCGGCUGUUAUAGUGGUUAUAAUAUUCGCAUUCAUCUGUUAUGCGAAUAGCAUUCCAGGAACUUUUGUUUUUGAUGAUUUGGAAGCGGUUGUGAACAAUAAAGAUGUGUUACCAGGGUCAUCAUGGUCAAAUGUCUUUCAGAAUGACUUCUGGGGCAAGAAAUUGUAUAAGAAAGAAAGCCACAAAUCAUACCGCCCUCUACCUGUCCUGACAUUCCGUUUCAAUUAUUGGCUGAGUGGUGGACUGAAUCCGCUGGGGUUCCACAUCACUAAUGUCUUACUUCAUAUGCUAGUCUCUGCUAUGUCUCUUCCUGUCUGUUCCAUUCUGUUCGGAGGGGUGCCAGUGUUCGAAUGCAACAGAUGGAGUCAUCCGCGAGCCAGUCUGUUGUGUUCAUUAUUGUUUGCGGUGCAUCCUGUUCAUACUGAAAGUGUUUCUGCAAUUGUGGGUAGAGCUGAUCUUCUUUGUGCUGUCUUGUUCUUCUCAUCAUUUCUUCUUUACGUUUCCUCCUUAAAAAAAGAACCUUGUCAAGAAUUUGGGAGAGUACCUCAAAACUCAUUGCUGCGAAGCAGCCAAUUCAUAUUCUCGACAGCAAUUUGACCUCUGAAAGGUCAUUGUUUGUCAAAAAACAAUCGCC
Anneissia japonica is the source of this 1036-nucleotide messenger RNA. Its product is annotated as protein O-mannosyl-transferase TMTC4-like. The record is from RefSeq and is a predicted model, not a curated record. Gene Ontology annotation, biological process: protein O-linked glycosylation via mannose; endoplasmic reticulum unfolded protein response. Gene Ontology annotation, cellular component: endoplasmic reticulum. The transcript has 5 exons. NCBI's taxonomy places the organism in Eukaryota, Metazoa, Echinodermata, Crinoidea, Comatulida, Comatulidae. Bases 199 to 999 code for a protein of 266 amino acids. Gene Ontology annotation, molecular function: mannosyltransferase activity.